AAUUAUCUGACAUUAUAAAGAUGAAUUUGUUCCGACAGUUUAACUCUGAGUUCUUGUUAUGUUUUAUUACCAUGUGAUCUAAUGUGAGAAAUGUUGAAGGUGUCUGAAUAAAUUUUGGUUUGACUGUAGGUUGACUCUAUUAUACAAGUAUUUACUAUUGUCACCUAUCAGUAGAGUAUUAUCAAGCCUUAGGGUUAGUAACCUGAGGUAAUACCUCCAGCAGGACAGGUAGGGGGUGAGACUGAUCUCGACUGGGGUCAGGGGUCACACUGCCUACGUCACAAGCUCCUAAGAUGGCGUUUUGAUGACGACGGGAGAAGUGAGGACCCCUGCCCUUGUUUAAAAGUGACACCAAUGCAAAACAUCAAGGGUAGGCGAUGGAGCUCCCAAACUACGCCAGUCAACUGCUUCUCCAGCUCAAUCAGCAGCGCUCCAAGGGCUUCCUGUGCGAUGUCAUUAUCAUGGUUGAAAACACGCUCUUCCGGGCCCACAAAAGUGUCCUCGCCGCCACCAGCCACUACUUCAAGUCCCUUGUCCUUCAUGAUAACCUCAUCCACCUCGACCCUGACAUGGUGGAUCCAGUUGUUUUCCAGCAAAUUCUGGAUUUCAUUUACACCGGCAAGUUGGCAGAUGAGACCUUUGAGGGUGUGGAUUUAAGCUCUCUGCUUACCACAGCUAACUUUCUCCAGCUCAAUGACCUCGCAAACCUGUGCUCCAGUAAGAUCAACCAAAAUGGGUCCCUCAAUAGCGUGGCUCGUGGAAGCUCCAAAUCUUCAGUUCGCCUGUAUGAAGACCACUCAUCAGACACUGAAACAUACACGUGUAUGACGCCUCCCAAAAAACGGCAUAAUGCUGCAAGUAGAUGCAUUUCGAGAAAAAAGCAGGAAUUGGGGUUGGAUUUGUCUAAGAAAAAUUCAAAUUCUGAGACAACAGUUAAGGAAGAAGUCUUUCUAUCUAGACCCAUCUCCAACAAUAUGCAGCUGGGAAUAAAUGGGAAGUGUGUUCCAAAGGAAGAGAAGUGGAUAAUUCCUUUGGACGGAGCUCAGGAAAGAAAAAGGGAGGGAUCCCGAAGAAAAUCUAAGGUCAAUGGUUACAUUCCUCUUGGCAGGGCUGGAAGUCAAAUAAGCCAGAAUCAGACCUUCACUUUACAGUUGUCUGUAAAGAAAGAGAAAGGAAUUGGAGGGAAAACAGAUGAAAUUGAUGGCCAAAAACCAAACAAUGGCAGCACCAAUUUUGUUUAUCAGAAGGAGACCUUUCUCAAAGAAGCUGAAGGGGACAACCCAUACGUUUGUAUACCAUGCGAAAAGGGUUUUCCCUCCUCGGAGAGUCUUAAAUCCCAUGUGGAAAGCCAUUUGGAUGAAGAUCUGGAUGUGAAGGUUGAGGAUGAGGAGGAAGAGGAACGUGACGGAGACACUGGAGUCACCAGAGUCUCGCCAGAAGCUCCCGAAAGCCUGGAUCAAAGUCCGUUAAAGUCCCUCAAAGAUGUCGACACCGUGCGUCCCUUCCCUUGCAAUAUUUGCGGCAAGAUGUUCACGCAGCGUGGCACUAUGACCCGCCACAUGCGCAGCCACCUCGGUCUAAAGCCAUUUGCUUGUGACGAGUGUGGCAUGCGCUUCACCAGGCAGUACCGCCUCACUGAGCACAUGCGUGUCCAUUCAGGGGAGAAACCGUAUGAGUGCCAGGUCUGUGGUGGGAAAUUUACGCAACAAAGAAACCUCAUUAGUCAUAUGCGGAUGCAUACCUCAGUAUCUUAGAACAGGUCAAAGAGCCCUAAACUAGGAAAACACUGAUACCCACAGUUCUCCAUAGUGCUUUGGUUUGGGUUGGGUUCUUUUAACUAGGGUUCAGUUUUACAACAAGUUCUCCAGAACACUACAAAGAUUCCUCUAGAUCUUCUUUACAGGGGGUUCCUUUUUUGAGCUAAUGAAGGGUUUAGUUUCACCCAUAAAUCUUCUACAAUUCUGCAAAGAGUCAUCUAGGUUAAAAAGGAAAACUCUGGUCCUGGAGGUCUACUGUCCUGCAGAGUGUAGCUUCAAAACACCUGCCUGGAAGUUUCGAGUAAUCCCGAAGACCUUGAUUAGCUGGUUCGGGUGUGUUUAAGUAGGGUUGGAGCUAAACUCUGCAGGACAGUUGCCCUCCAGGAGCUGAAUUUGACACCCCUGAUCUAGGGUACUAUUUUGGAAACGCAUCCAACAAAGAUUCUAGAUUUUCUCCACAGAGUUUACUUAUUGAGCUAAUUUAGGGUUCCGUUUGGGCCACACCUCCUCUAGAAUGCUACAAAAAUCCACUUGAUCUUCUCUACAGCGACUUCUUUUUUUUUAACAAAUCUAGCGUUCUCUUUCACCCACAAAUCCUUGAAAAUUUUACAAAGAUUCUUCCUGCUCAAUAUGGAAGUCUCUGAAGAUCUAGAGCAGUAGAUGAACUGAAGAUCUCUUCUCAAAUUUUUCUUGGGAUCCUACACAAUUUCAAAGUCUUGCAGUCUCGUCUGAUGAGUUGAAUUAGGUGUGUUAGAUGAGGAGGACAUUCAAAAUGCACAGUGGUGGACAGGUUUGAGAAGCACUGAUCAAGAUCAGGGGUAGUCAACCUUGCACCUGGAAGGCUACCUUCCUGCAGGCUUCAGUUCCAAAACCGCUCCAACACACUUGAAACACCUUGACUAGCUGGUUCAGGUGUGUUUGUUUAGGGUUGGAGGAUGGUAGCCCUGCAACAGCAGGGUCACUCAAAUCCAGACCUGGAGGCCCUGUAGGGUUUUGCUCAAGCACUGAUCAAACUCGCCUACCUGUAACUCUGCAGACCUUGAUUAAAUUCUUCAGGUGUCUUUGAUUAGGGUUGGAGCUAAACUCUUAAAAAGAAAAAUGUAAAAAAACCAUAAACGGCCUGAUUUGCAGAACCCUGAUCUAUAAUUAGAAUUCAAGAUUUAGAAUUAAGACCCUCUGUAAUCUAUUCAAGAGAGAAACCUUGGCCACAAAUCCUCUAGAAUUCUAUAAAGAUUAAUUUAGAUUUUCUUCAGACACUCUUAUCUUUCGAGCUAAUAUAGGAUUCCGUUUGGAUCACAAGUCAUUUAGAAUUCAAUGAAGAAUCCUCUCCAAAACAAAACCCUAGGUGAUCUCAAAAAAGGAAACCUCUGUAGUCUAUUCUAAGGUUCAUGUUUGGCUACGGUUCCUCUAGAGAAGAUCUAAGUGAAUCUUUAUAUUAUUCUAAAGACUUUCUAGAAUUCUGUUUGCAUCACAUUUAGAAUUCAACAAAAAAUUCUCUGUAUCUUCUCCAUACUGAUUUUGUACUGAUUUCCUAAUUUAGGUAACAUUUUCAUUCACAAAUUCUCCAAAGAUUCCUCUAGUUCAAAAGGAAACGUCUGUAGAGAAGAUCCAAAGCUUUCUAUUUGUGGCAUUCUUUCAAAACUAGAUUAUUUCAAACUUUGUAUACCUUGUUGUUUAAUCUAGGGUUCAGAAGGGUUUCUCUACAGAGUUUGGCGAUGCCAUUCCCCGAUAAGCAUAAAAAUGCCAACUUCAGCCAAUACCUGUUGUUAUACCUCUUUCUUCAUACCUUCUUAUUCUUGUGCAUGAAUUGUUUGUUAUUGUUAGUGUGUAGCUAAAAAAAAAAGUAGUUUAUCCACUUAGCGAUGUAGUUUAAUCGAUUAAAAUGAAAAAUACCUCAAAUAGCUAGUAAUCCUCUCAGAACUGAAACAGCCGAAUGUUCCUGGUGAUACCAGUUAUUUUACAGCAGUGACUUGCGAUACCUCUCGAAUGUAAUUUAGGAGUCAUGAUAGAGUUUAUGCUUCAGAAACAGACCGCUGUAAUAAAGCUAUCUGGGUUGUUUACUUGAAUACACAAACUUGCUACCUCAGAUUAAACCAAACCCUCUGAUUAGCCUGUAUGAGAUUACAAAUACAUAUUAGAGAAGAGAAACUACACAGUGUCUUCCAUAUUACAGUUACUCUUGUCUAGUUCAGUUAUUGAGCUUAAACUGACAUCUGAUUCAGAACAGAGGAAAACACACUGCCUGUGUUAAUAUACACUUUUCAGGGGGUCAGGUAAUACUUCACUGUAGGGUUGCGAUCUGAGCUAGUGAAGUAGUAUUGCUUGAGCAAUUAGGGUGUUUUGAUGUACAGUUCCAAAGAAAUAUUGAAUGUUGAGAUGCUUAAGAAAUACUGUAAAACUAUAACCAAAUCUAUAUUCUUGCUAAAUAUUUAAGUCUAAUUUAUGUUUCUUUCAAUUCAGGUUUAUAUUAAGUCUUUCUUCUUUUUUCAGGGUUUUUCUUUUGGGUUUUUUCUUUCUUUUUCUUAUUCCAAUGCUUCAACCAAUGGCUUAAUUUAUACAGCAUGUUGUCCAUAUUUUCUUGUGGCAUGUGCAUUAUUAUUAUGAAUUUUUAAAAAAAAGUUAGGUUUAGCAGAUUGCAUUCACGCAUUUAGUGUUGAAACGAGACCAAAAGCAUAAAAUCUAUACCUACUGUAAAUAUCUUUGGGUAUCUUGACAUGUUGUUAUUAUUAUUAUCAGUUGAUAUAUUACUGAAAGUUUUACUUAUUCAAAGAUGAAAUCAUUUUCUUAUUGUGUGUUAAUUUCUCUACACCAUAUUUGUUUUAAACUACCUCUGGUUGGGUAUUUUGUAUGUUGUACAUGGGUUUUCAUCAUGCUGGAGGGCUUUUUAAACAAUACCUAAUUUUGAGGUUGUAUUCAUUUGUUUUGUAGCUGCUUGCCUGAUCUAGUAAUAUCAAAAGAGGUACUUUAAAUAAUAGAUCAACUAGCCUAAGAUUUGAUUUGCUGAAUUGACUUUUCAGUUACUCUUUGAUUUGUUUUGUGCUUGAUUUUUCUCUAUUUUUGCUUUAUAUUGAGAUGAUUAUUUGACACGGUCUGUAAAUCAAUAGGAUUCUAGAAUAUUCAGGAACUUUUUAAUACAUAAUGGGACUUGAAACUGAACUUCAAAACUGUGACAACACUUUCAUUUGCAUCCUCUGCAAACCUCAGGGAACAUUUUAGGGACACGUCCCAGUUAACUUUUUGAACCAUAAAGCGCCAUUAACCAAUGUUUUUGCAGCUAUUUGUCUUUUUUUUUUUUUUUUUUUUUUUUAUUAAUUUAGAUUUGUUUCAAUAUUUUCCACAACAGACACAAUGCGCCUUCAGGAGGUUCGGCAGCUCUUUGCAUUUGCAGUACAGGUUUGUGUGUGUGUGUACAUGUAUGGUUUUGAUGUGGUUUUCAAAUGCUUUUGAAAUGUCAAGUACUUUGUUCUGAAAUGAUGAUGCUAAAGUAUUUGCGACCUGUUUAUGAAAACCAAAGCACAUUUUCACUGUUUGAAGAAUUUAAGGUCCUAUUGUAUAUAACAUUGUUCUCAGUUAUGACAUGAAAUAAAAUUAAAUGC
Onychostoma macrolepis is the source of this 5353-nucleotide messenger RNA. It is a transcript of the gene hic1l, whose product is annotated as hypermethylated in cancer 1 like. NCBI's taxonomy places the organism in Eukaryota, Metazoa, Chordata, Actinopteri, Cypriniformes, Cyprinidae. The record is from RefSeq and is a predicted model, not a curated record. The transcript has 2 exons. Gene Ontology annotation, cellular component: nucleus. The coding region runs from base 378 to 1754 and encodes 458 amino acids. Gene Ontology annotation, biological process: regulation of transcription by RNA polymerase II. Gene Ontology annotation, molecular function: RNA polymerase II cis-regulatory region sequence-specific DNA binding; DNA-binding transcription factor activity, RNA polymerase II-specific; protein binding.